AUGGACCUUCAGGGGACUAAAGAGGCGCGCACGCAAGAGGAGGGCGCUGACGGCCCGUUGGAUCGCUCCAAGGAGUAUCACAAGAACGAGGGGCGCGAUUCACAUAAUCAUGACAACACAUCGACCGUCCAUCCGCUUCGUCGCCAGCCGCAAUUCACUUAUCCCCCGGGCCCUCAUUCUCCGAGCACAACCCGCCGCGCCCCUUCACCGUCGCCAGAGGCUGUCAUCAUUCCCCAGGCGCUCGGGUUAAGCUCCCGCGAUGUCCGGUUACUAUGCAGAGCCCGCCGACACCCACCCGUCACCAAACGGACUCUGAGUGAACUCGACUUGCCUUGCAUCAUGAGUAAUAUCAACCUGCGCAUGGACGCCAAUUUUGACCGAGACCUGCAUUUCAAGCCCGACCUCGACGGCGAAAAGGGCAAACGGAAACGGAAGGAGGCUGCAGACUAUUGGGACUCCAUGGCCACGGAAAUCGCCGUCUAUGCUUUCUGCGCAGCGUAUCCCGAUGCGGAAGCCGACAGUUUAACGGCAGCCAAUAGUUCUAAUCAUUCACCGCGUACUUUUGAGCCCCGAUUACCCGCCAUGUUCGAGACUCUACAGGAGAUUAUCAAGACUUUAGUUCCCGAACGGGACCACCCGAGCGUGAUGGAAAACCUGGAAGUGGCUUUGCUCAUGCAGCAGAUCCGAAAGGGGGUUCUCGACAUGGUGGCGUUAGCCAAGUGGAUGGCCGCUUUGUUGAAAACGCACUGUGCGCCCAUGCGGGAUGAUUGGGCGGAUCGCAUGGUUGAGCAGAUCACCCAGGGCUCUCAGUCGCAAGAACCUAAGGAGGUCGUCAAUGGGCUCCAAACCCUCUUCGCUAUCUUGGAGGCCAUGAAGUUGGAUGUGGCCAAUCACCAAAUACGUACUUUCCGGGUCCUUCUGAUCGAAGACACCGUGCCUUUCCUGCAUGAGUAUUUCGAAGGUAAAAUUAAACGCGGAAGCUUUCAAGUGGAGCCCUCGCGGCUUUGGUACAUCGCCGCGCGGUCUCGCCUGGAGGAAGAGGAUGCAGCGAAGGAUAGGUCAUCUGCGCAACCGGAUGACAGCCUCAAACCCCUCGAGGCCAUGUUUCGCGGAAUCCUCGAACUCCUCCUUCAGUUCAACGCGCCUAAUGAUUUUCCCGACACCUUCCUCUUCGACUCGGAUCGUCUGUGGCAACUCAGAUCUACCGUGCAGAAUCUGAUCAACCUUGAAAUUGCAUGGUAUAUCUUCGAGUCGCAGCGGGCGAACGACCGCGAAGAUCCCGAUCUUCGCGGCGGGACACGCUGGAUGCAAAAUAUGCGCAGCAUCGCUCUGGAGAUUGCCCGCUUUGCCUGCGCUGCUUGCUGCCUCGACUCGAUCGUAGCCGAUGAAGUCAUCAGCCCCAUCGAGGCAGCCCUAGAAUGGCACCUUUCCAACGACUCGGAUCUUUUCCGGUAUUUCCAGAAUAUCAUGCGUGAGAAGAUCCUCACCGCGACACUUGCCUUCACUCGCCAGUAUCUUCCGCUCUCGCCUCUUGCGAUCUGCGAGUCCCAGCGGGUCCCUCCGCAAGUGGCAUCGACGUCGCUGACACCCCCCCUCUACCUCCUCCUCAUCUUCCUCGGGGACCUCGACCUUGUCAUCUCAGCAGGCCCUCACUCCACAGCAAUAUGA
Molecule: messenger RNA, 1668 nt
Organism: Penicillium chermesinum
Lineage: Eukaryota; Fungi; Ascomycota; Eurotiomycetes; Eurotiales; Aspergillaceae
Product: TCP11 family protein
Exons: 3
Coding region: 1-1668 (555 amino acids)
Source: RefSeq, a predicted model, not a curated record